Messenger RNA from Notodromas monacha, 449 nucleotides. The record is from the annotation of a GenBank genome assembly. Lineage: Eukaryota; Metazoa; Arthropoda; Ostracoda; Podocopida; Cyprididae.
AUGAUGAAUACCCCGGAUGAGCCGCAACAUGAGGACGACAACGAGCUUCUGACGUUGGAGAUCAUCCACAGAUAUGUGGAGCUCUUGGAUAAAUACUUCGGCUCUGUGUGCGAGUUGGAUAUAAUUUUCAACUUCGAAAAGGCGUACUUCAUCCUGGACGAGUUGUUGGUGGGCGGAGAGAUUCAGGAGACGUCCAAGAAGAGUGUGCUGAAGGCAAUUGCAGCUGAGGACAUGUUGCAAGAGGAAGAAACGCCUCAGGGACUGUUGGAGGAUUACACGUUGGGCUGAGUCCGGAAGCCACGAUUUGUUCCGAUUCCACUACCACUGUACUGCCUAUCCAUGGAUUCCAUUCCUUCUCCGUAUUCUUGGCAUUCCAUCAUGAGUGAUUGAUGUGUUGAAGGCAUCUGCAAGCAAACCGGAUGCGAUUAAAAAUGCACGUUUUAGAAUCA